GUUACUACACAGAACAGAAAAACAAAGCGAGCAGGGCUGAGAUGUUUCUUCAUGUCAGACGUCAGUGAAAGAGGCGUUAAUUACCCACAUGUCGCAAUAUUAAGAUCCGAAGAGCAGUUACAGGCUGGCAGAGUAAUGGGGUUUUGUAAUGCUCGCUGUCAUACAUUGAUGAUCGCGAAAGGAAAUCUGGGUUGAAUUUGAGAAGAUCAUCAUCAGAGAGCGGUCAGGAUGCCCGGGAUGGUGGUGUUUGGACGCCGAUGGCGGAUCGCCAGCGAUGAUCUUGUGUUUCCUGGUGCCUUCGAGUUAUUUAUCAGAGCGGCGUGGUGGAUUGUGACUUUAGUUCUGUACACCAACCAUAAGGGACGAUUUGACUGUCAAGGUGGCGCAUAUCUGCAUAAUUACCUCGUAGUUCUUCUCGUUCUUUUGGCUGUCAUUAUUUUGACACUUUGUGCAAUCGUUUACAUCAGUGCUCAAGGAACAAUCAUGAAUCCCGGUCCUCGGCGCUCUAUGCCAGCUCUGGUGUAUCUGCGGGCCCUCCUGUACUUCCCUGAGUUCAUAUGGGCCUGUCUGGGGGCCGUUUGGGUGUCUGACAACAGCACAGGGUGUAAGCCGGCGGAGGUCGGGGCUGUGAUUGGAGCUGUGGUUUCCAGCUGGAUCAUCCUCCUGUCUAUGGUGGUGGGUGUGCUGGUUGUGUUCGAUCCUCUGGGCAGUCAGAGGCCGGGUGUUCUGCCAGACGCUCCGCUGGGCGUGAGGGAUCUGGAGAGCAGCGAGUCGUCUCAGCUCUUUUACACGGCGCACACGGUGGCGUCGCGGGUGUGGGAGAGCCGUCUGCGUCUGCUGUGCUGCUGCCUGCCGCAGGACGACAACCACCGCGCCGCCUUCUCCAGCAUCGCCCAGCUCGUCAGCGGCUUCUUCCUGGACACAGACCUGGUUCCCAGUGACAUCGCGGCUGGUCUGGCUCUUCUGCAUCAGGAACAAGACAAAAUGGAGCACUGCAGGGACCCUGAUGAGGUCCUGUCCCACAGCCCGUCCUCCCCUAUAAGGGAGGAUCUGGAGGUUGAGCUUGAGAAAGCCAUUCACUUUAUGCAGUUUGCAGCGGCUGCAUACGGAUGGCCUCUAUACGUCUACUCGAACCCGCUCACGGGCUUCUGCAAACUCAGCGGAGACUGCUGUCGAAGCCGUCAGGCGGAGUACGAUCUGGUCGGAGGAGACACCCUGGGCUGCCAUUUCACCUCCAUCUUACAGAGCACAGGCCUGCAGUACAGAGACUUCAUCCACAUCAGCUUUCAUAACCAGAUCUACGAGAUCCCGUUUUACGUGGCGUUAGAUCACAAGAGAGAGGCGGUCCUGGUCGCUGUGAGGGGAACGCUGUCGCUGAAGGUGAGUUCAGGCAUCAGUUCUACACUGAUAAUGAUCAGAGAAAGCAAGCGUGUCUCGUGUCUACUCUCUCUCCUCAGUAAAGCGCUGGCCGAUUACUCGAAGCAGUUUGUCGUGUCGGUGGUGCUGGGAAAAGAUCUCGUACCCAGAUUGAGCAUCCCUAACAUGGAAGACUUGAAAAGAAGAUUACUAAAAAUGGUUUCUAACUGCAGUAAGCCAAAGUAUAAGAUCCUAAUGCACGGCUGCUGGUACGAGCUGUUUGGAGGAACUCCUGAUGAUUUCCCUACGGAGCUGGAGAACCGGCGGGAGGAGGCGCUUAGCCAGCCGCUGCUAGGCGAGGAGAGUCUGUUAGUUCAGCGCUCAAACACCUACCAGAGCCUGUCAUCCGACGACUCGCCCUCCCACCCCACACACCUGCCCCUGUACCCGCCGGGACGCAUCCUGCACAUCACCGAGGACGGGCCCGCUCGCAGACACUGCUUCUCUCAGGUGAGAUACCGUGCCGAGUGGUCGAGUGAGACAUCGUUCCGUAAUGUUCUGAUCAGCCCGCGGAUGAUCGCCGAUCACAUGCCUGAUGUGGUUCUGCACGCGCUGCGCAGUCUGACCCGCGAACAGCCGUUUGCUGUCUGCCCGUCCUCCAUGAGCAACAGCCACCUGAACGUCAUCUGAGCUUCACAAAAGACUGUCGGGAGCAAGAUUUACUGGACUCCUCGUUUUAUUUUGCGUAUUUAUUUGCGCAUUUAUACUCCCAUUAGUGUGCCUGCUUUUUAAAGGCUUCAUGAACUGCCAUAUAUUCCCAUCAUCCAUAAAAGUUAUCAUCGCUUCACAUUAUUUGCUAUGCUGUGUUGUUCAGCUGUAAGAGUUACUUUCGUUUUUGUGAUUGUUCAAUGAGGACUCGAGCAAGAAAAUGUCAGUAUUAUCAGUGUACUGGUGGCGUGAUGUUUUUUGUGAUGUAUCUUCGCCAAAUGAGGAUCGGCCGAUCAGUUGGCAAAACGCCAUAUGAGACUUAGAUGCAUGGCACCAAACGCAUGAAAACCUUUCUUCUGAUGUAGACGAGAGUCUCUUCAUUUACUCCACUGCUGCCUUUUCAGGAUAUCAUGCAUUUUUCAAAAAUAAAAAUGCUGAGGAAAAGAUGGUCUGUUCAAGUUGUAAAAAAGUGAGAC
Molecule: messenger RNA, 2540 nt
Organism: Sinocyclocheilus rhinocerous
Lineage: Eukaryota; Metazoa; Chordata; Actinopteri; Cypriniformes; Cyprinidae
Gene: daglb
Product: diacylglycerol lipase, beta
Exons: 12
Coding region: 229-2046 (605 amino acids)
Biological process (GO): diacylglycerol catabolic process; neurogenesis; arachidonate metabolic process
Cellular component (GO): cytoplasm; plasma membrane
Molecular function (GO): triacylglycerol lipase activity
Source: RefSeq, a predicted model, not a curated record